GCCACGUGUCCACACUGCGCAUGCCCGACAAUUUCAACGUUGAUCCCUCUUGGGUGAUCCCAAUUUCCGGUUUCUCCACGAUUGCUCUCGACGAGGCCUUGGAAAUCGGCACUUCGCCGUAGAGUCACUUACGACGGGCGCGCUUUGGCCCGCAGCCAUGGCCGUGUGAUCGAGCCAACCAGCCAGCCAUUUAUCCCCCCUCCAAGACAACCAAGCCGCUGAAACGCGGACAUUUUGCUCUUUAAACCCGCGACUUGUUCCAUAGCUUGUUGGCUAAAAGAAGAAGAAGAGUGGAGGGAGGAGGAGGAGGCUGCUGCUGCUAAUCGCUCGCCCAAGCUAACCAAUCCGAAUCGGAACCCGGUGUUUGUUUUCAAGAUGUCAAUGGCGGGCAUCAACCCCCAGAACGGGACGGGACAGCCGUACGCCAACGGUCCGUCGCAGAAUCCCGUCGGGGUUCAAGAGCUCCCUGCCAUCAAUUACGGGCUGACGCACCAAGCUAACUACAACUACAGCCCAAUGCAAGCCAAGGCUACAGCGCCCCCCGGCCCCGCCCCCGGCAUCUAUCCUUCGGCGCCGUACCAGCACGUCCCCCAAGUCAGCUCCUACCAAGCUGGCCCGCCUCCCGCGUCCUAUCCGGUCUCGCCCGGCCAACCUCACCUCACCCGACCCCCUCUAGGCGGCCCCGCAUCCCACACCCCUCCCCAGUCCGCUAGCCCCGGUCCCCGGCCGCCCCCCGCGAUGAGUACCCCUCCUCCUCCUGCGGUGUCUUCUAGCGGCUACUACCCCAACCCGCAACAUCAUCAGCAGCCGGCCCCAGGCUGGCAGUACAACUCGGCUCCUCCGCCCGCGGGACCCCCCACUGCCACAAACGCCCCACCUCGGGGCCCGGCCCCCAACCACGUGAGCCCCCCCGCGCCUUACAGCUCGGCACCUUCGGCUUCUUUGUCCCUUAGUGCCGUGCGGCCCCCCACCGGCCUACAAGGGUACGGCCCGCCGGGUCCAGGCUCCGCUCCUCCGCCGAUGAAUCCGCCAGCCGUACAGCAAUACCACCCGAGCAGAGCUCCCUACGGGACCCCUCCGGCGGGCCCGCCCACCUCCAUGAAACCCGCGGCGCCCCCGAUGGCCAACGCCACUCCUCCGCCCCCAAAGGCAGAUGGAUCCGGCAUCGGCGCCAAUCACGUGGAUGCUAAACCGGCCGGACCACCCCAGCACGGUCCGCCGGGCCGCCACUUGGGCCACUACCCCUCCCUGCCACCAGGGUACCAGCAUGCCGCCGGCCCCCCGAACACGCACCCGGCUCUCGAGAGCGCCACUCAGCCUUACGUCCAAGCACCUCGGCAGGCACCUCCCGGGCCCGGCCCGGCCCAGCUCAGCCCGUCCCUGGCAGCUAUGAGUCUGCAGUCGGGCACCCCUGAGAGCCUGCGAGUGGUCAACCUGCUCCAGGAGCGCAACUUGCUGCCGCCGGGCCCUGUGCCCGCCCCCACACCUUGCUUGCCCCAAGACCUGCAGAAGAUCAACUGCAGUCCAGAGGUCUUUCGCUGCACGCUGACCAGCAUCCCUCAGACGCAGUCUUUGCUUAACAAAGCCAAGAUGCCCCUGGGCCUCCUGCUGCACCCCUUCAAAGACCUCUCGCAACUGCCCGUGGUGACGUCCAGCGCCAUCGUCAGGUGUCGCUCCUGCAGAACCUACAUCAACCCCUUCGUGUCCUUCCUGGACCAGAGGAGGUGGAAGUGCAACAUGUGCUAUAGGGUCAAUGAUGUUCCAGAGGAGUUCAUGUAUAAUCCAGUCAGUCGAUCCUACGGGGAACCACAAAGAAGACCCGAAGUGCAGAAUGCCACCAUUGAGUUUAUCGCUCCUGCAGAGUACAUGCUGAGGCCGCCACAGCCAGCCGUGUACCUCUUUGUCCUGGACGUGUCCCACAAUGCGGUGGAGACGGGUUACUUGAAGGUCUUUUGUCAGUCGGUGCUGGACAACAUCAACGCGCUCCCCGGAGACUCGCGGACAAAAAUCGGCUUCAUCACCUUUGACAGCACCAUCCACUUCUACAACCUCCAGGAGGGACUCUCCCAGCCUCAGAUGCUCAUCGUGUCAGACAUCGAAGAUAUCUUUUUACCCACGCCUGACAGCCUUUUAGUCAACCUCAACGAGAGCAAAGAGCUGGUGCAGGAUCUCCUGAAGAGCUUGCCGGCGAUGUUUGAGAAAACCAUGGAGACCCAGUCGGCGCUGGGCUCGGCCCUGCAGGCUGCCUUCAAGCUGCUGUCGCCCACUGGCGGCCGCCUGUCCGUCUUCCAGACGCAGCUUCCCAACCUGGGCGCGGGGCUGCUCCAGUCCAGGGAGGACCCCAACCAAAGAGCGUCUGCCAAGGACAUCCAGCACCUAUCGCCGGCGACGGACUUCUACAAGAAGCUGGCGCUGGACUGCUCGGGGCAGCAAGUGGCCGUCGACCUGUUUCUGCUCAGCUCGCAGUACUGCGACUUGGCGUCUCUCGGCUGCGUCGCGCGCUACUCCGCCGGGAGCAUCUACUACUUCCCCUCAUACCACCACCAACACAACCCGGCCCAGGUGGAGCGCUUCCAGAAGGACCUGAAGAGAUACCUGACCAGGAAGAUCGGCUUUGAGGCCGUCAUGAGGAUCCGCUGCACCAAAGGUCUGUCCAUUCACACGUUCCACGGCAAUUUCUUUGUGCGCUCCACCGACCUGCUAUCGCUGCCCAACGUCAACCCGGACGCCGGCUUUGCCGUGCAAAUGUCCAUCGAGGACAACUUGGACGACAUGCAGGUGGUCUCCUUCCAGGCUGCGCUCCUCUACACCUCCAGCAAAGGAGAGCGUAGGAUCCGCGUGCACACCCUCUGCCUCCCGGUGGUCCAGUCGCUGUCGGACAUCUUUGCCGGCGCCGACGUUCAAGCCAUGGCCGGCCUGCUGGCGUGCAUGGCCGUGGACCGCUCGGUGACGGCCAGCUUGAGCGACGCCAGGGACGCCAUGACCAACGCCGCCAUCGACUCCCUGUCGUCGUACCGCCAGUCGGUGCUGACCAUCCAGCAGCCCGGCCUGCUCGCUCCAGCCUGCCUCCGACUCUUCCCGCUCUACAUCCUCGCGCUGCUCAAGCAGAAAGCGUUCCGGACGGGAACCAGCACCAGGCUGGACGACCGGGUGGCUGCCAUGUGUCAUCUCAAGCACCAGCCGCUAGCCUACGCCAUGCUGAUGAUCCACCCCGCGUUGUACCGACUCGACGAUCUGACCGACGAGGGCGCGUUGAACGUCAACGAGCGGACCGUCCCUCAGCCCAGAGUGCUGCAGCUGUCCGUGGAAAAGCUGAGCAGGGAGGGGGCCUUCCUCAUGGAUGCUGGAACGGUCAUGUAUCUGUGGAUCGGACGCAACUGCAACCCCAACUUCCUCACGCAAGUCCUCGGGGUCCCCAACUACGCCGCUGUGCCUGACAACCUGUAUCUGCUGCCAGAGCUGGACACUGCCGAGUCGCAGAGGACCGGAGCCUUCGUGGCGUGGCUGAGGGAGCAAAGGCCCUUCUUCCCCUCGCUGCAUGUCGUCAGGGACGAGAGCCAGCUGAAAGUGGCAUUGAUGCAGAACUUGAUCGAAGACCGCACCGAGUCGGCGCUGUCCUACUACGAAUUCCUGCUCCACCUGCAGCAGCAGAUCUCCAAAUGAUCAGUUUGUGCAUGUGUGAAGAGCGGAAGACACUUUGAAUUUAGCCGCGAAGGUGGUUCAAAAUAUAUAUAAACACACAUACACAUAUGUAUGUAAAAGAUGGAAAGUAUCAGUGUUUAUUCUCAUAGAACAAUAAUGUCCAAAGUUUGAAGUAUGGCUCAGAUGUGAGCUCGUUGAUGGCAAAAGCACAGAAAGAGCCCUUUUCUCAAAUACGUCACGUGUAUGCAAGUUUGAGUGUGUGUGUGUGUGUGUGUGUUAGCGCGAGGGUGUGUGUGUUUAAGGUGAACUGAGGUGUCUGACUGUUAUUUCAAGAAUUUUCAACAGUUAUCACUUUUUGGGGAUUUUCAUCUGUGUGUCACUGAACAAAUGACAGAAGAAGGCAUCAGGCGCCCACUUGAAUGUUGUUGCAACCUCAUGUGCUUUUUUUUUUUUUUUUGCUCCCUCUGCUCCAUUAAUUUAUGAGCCUCCCAAUGUGAUUAAAAUUCAAUAAUUGCCUUGAAUGGGAACUCUAGUUUUACUACCACGCCUCCUGUUAAAACGCAGACUAUAUAUAUCAACUAUUUUAAUAUAAUAGGAUGUGGGAUCUUUUUGUUUAUUGUUUAUUAACACAAGACGUAACACAAAAAGCCAUUGUGAUUUUUUUAAUCAUGCUUAUUGAGAUUUGUAUAUUGAAAAUACUGCAUUAUAUCAAUCUUGGAGAGAUGCUAAUAAAAUUUUAGUAUGACCAUUCAGGUGAACUGUCAACGAAAUAAAAUCUUUGGGACUUUUUAAA
This is a messenger RNA of Syngnathus acus (greater pipefish), 4435 nucleotides long. RefSeq names its product SEC24 homolog A, COPII coat complex component (gene sec24a). Lineage: Eukaryota; Metazoa; Chordata; Actinopteri; Syngnathiformes; Syngnathidae. Gene Ontology annotation, biological process: endoplasmic reticulum to Golgi vesicle-mediated transport; intracellular protein transport; COPII-coated vesicle cargo loading. The record is from RefSeq and is a predicted model, not a curated record. Bases 376 to 3663 code for a protein of 1095 amino acids. The transcript has 23 exons. Gene Ontology annotation, molecular function: SNARE binding; zinc ion binding. Gene Ontology annotation, cellular component: COPII vesicle coat; endoplasmic reticulum exit site.